AACGAAGUCAAGGGACCACGCUGCUCAUGCCGUACGUCUGCCUCCAUGCAUUGCGACGAAGAACCUCAAAGAACCUGCUGACGUGCAACAGGUGCUCGUCCUGCAGGAGAAUGCACUUGUGAGCGUGCUGCAACUGAGAACGUAACACCAAGCGGCUCGCUUUGCUCCUGUGGUGCUCGCCCGGCCGAUGCAUGCACCUGCGAGAAAGCCUCUGAUGGCGGACUCCUGCCAACCGAGACCGACUUCACCACCAGGGCAUAAAUUCCUCAUCCAUUCUACAAACAUCGAUUGCAUGCAUAAAGUAUGGAGUUAUGGGAGGCGUUAUGGCUGGCGUUAAAGAUUCCGUUGGCUGCGUUUUCCGGGAAAGGUUAUUGCGUUGCUAGAUACUUUGGCUGCUAUGCUUUGGAACGAUGUGGCCUCUUACGUUGGCCUCUGUCUCUGGGUCCGGGAUUACAUAGUGCACAAUUGGCAAUGGAUUGGUUCUCGCAUCUUUUGGGCUUACGGCUGGUGAUCCCUCUUACGCUUACAUUGGCGGACUCAAUACUGGACUCUGUCAAUUCACUUGCUCUUCCACACUUGGCUGCCUGCUCAUUAUGGUCAUCAUUGGAGAGAUCGAGAACACGGACACUGACGAGGCGACAGAUGAGGAGUCUGAAGCAAAGGAAACACCAAAGAAAGUCUAUAGGAGACCGCGUGUCAGGUCUUUAGAGUCCAUAAUGGCUUAGUUGAUUCUGUUUCUAUUUUGCGCUAGGGAAGCGGAUUCUAUGAGAUCAGAAGAGAACCAAUCAAACAGCCGUUGACCAAUAGAGAAAUUCCCUUAAGAAUUCC
Hyaloscypha bicolor E is the source of this 828-nucleotide messenger RNA. RefSeq lists its product as uncharacterized. Bases 304 to 708 code for a protein of 134 amino acids. The transcript has 2 exons. NCBI's taxonomy places the organism in Eukaryota, Fungi, Ascomycota, Leotiomycetes, Helotiales, Hyaloscyphaceae. The record is from RefSeq and is a predicted model, not a curated record.